AUGGACGCUCACGACCUGCACAAGGACGGCAACACUCAUUUCGCGUCUCAGGACCAGACUCAGCAUCGUCAAAAUGAUGCCAACCCUCUCAAAAGAUUCAACUUUCCAGGAGCGCACUCUGGAGCCCGCGACCCAACAAAGAAGAAGACUGCCAGCAAGAGGGUAUUUGGACUUGAUCCCGGUGUUGAAGAGAUUGAUUCUGUUGUGUUUCACGACCUUCACUGGUGGACAGCAGACAGGGACAUCAUUCAACUUCUGGAGCAUCUCAACAUUACCAUCACGGACAAAGACAUCAUGUUCAUGGAGCACAAGGUCAAUGGAAAAAGCAAAGGUCAAUGCGUGGUGGACUGUCACUCUAAGGAUCAGGCGCUGGUAGUGUAUGGCUGGAUGCAAAGCAAUGUUUUUCAAGGAAAGGCAGUCCUUACCACCUUGGCCGCUUCAAUUCUCGGUAACCCUUUUCACCCCAAUAACCAAGACUUGCCCGCUCCUCGUCCCCUGAGCUCAGCGAUCCACCAUACCAUGAAUCAAGCUACGAACUCUCACGGCGGCGUCAACUUCAACCGCGUGAACAAGACUUUGAGGAUGAACCAGGCUGGCCUUGGCAACGGCCAUCCCUCAGGCAUCAAGCACGGCCAUCACAGUCAUAUCCAGCCCCAGCACACUCCCCAGCAGGCGCAUCAACACCCACAUCAAUUUGGCAUGGCCGGCUAUCCUUCCCCUGGUCAGGCAUUGAUGAUGGGCAUGUUUCCAAUGGAUCCGAAUGUCAUGCCUUGGUCCCCCCAGGCAGAGUAUCUUUCAGACUAUAGUGAGUUUGGCCACGCGAGAUAA
This is a messenger RNA of Cryptococcus wingfieldii CBS 7118, 828 nucleotides long. RefSeq lists its product as hypothetical. NCBI's taxonomy places the organism in Eukaryota, Fungi, Basidiomycota, Tremellomycetes, Tremellales, Cryptococcaceae. The record is from RefSeq and is a predicted model, not a curated record. Gene Ontology annotation, biological process: mRNA alternative polyadenylation. The transcript has 9 exons. Gene Ontology annotation, molecular function: mRNA binding. Bases 1 to 828 code for a protein of 275 amino acids. Gene Ontology annotation, cellular component: mRNA cleavage and polyadenylation specificity factor complex.